AUGGACAAGAAGCACGACGCUGGGGACGUCGAGGCUGCCAAGCAGGCGCCGCCUCGCCGCGGUGGAUGCGUCCGGAGGGGUCUGCUAGGCUGCAGAGACUUCUGGACGGGCGUGACGGUGAUCCCGACCUUCGUGAUGGUGUUGAUCGGCCUGCUGGUGUUCGGCCUCGUCAUGGAGUCGCACAUUCUCGCGUACUUGCCCGAGGUCGCCGUCCUCAAUGGCAUUGAGGAGGAAGUUUGCUCGCCCAGGGUGUUGAAUAUGAGCAGCAUCGAGUAUCACUCGGGUCACCGGUACUACGCGGCGCUCAAGGAGAUGGAUCCCCCGAAGCCGCUGACGUUUCGUGGCAAGCACACGGAGCUCUGCAAGGAGGACAAGAGAGCCAAGAUGAAGUACGGCUACUGCCUGCCGAUCUCCGGCCGGAAGGACACACCGUUCUGCACUGCCGGCGACCGCACGGAUCUGCUCAGUGUUCGCUCUCCCAAGUCCGUCUGCUACGCGAGUGUGCUGCACAUGCUGCUGGUGGAGGUGUACGAGGAGCUGAAGGCGUCGGGGAACACGCCGUUGAUCACGUUCGGCUCGCUAUUAGGUGCUGUUCGGAACGGGUCAAUGAUCCCGUUUACUGAAGACACGGACAUUGGCGUCGUUGAGAGGAUCCGCACGAGGACCGCAGUGCGGGAGGCGCUCUGGAAGAAGGGCUAUCACAUGUUCUUCCUCACUAUUUGGCGGGUGUGCGUGGCGCCUACGCAUCCGCUGGCAGCGCGUUUGUACGACCCAGAGAUGCCUCUGGCCAAGAAUUACGCCGUGCCCUACGUGGACUUGUACAAGAUGAAGAAGCGAGUCGAUGGGGGCUGGGAUAUCCAAGAGCUCCAGGGCAGCAACGGCCGUCUCGUGCCUGGAGACAAAAUGGAGCCCUUCUCGCAGGUGACGAUCAACGGGAUGCCGUUCGACACGGUUCAUGACCCGGACUUCUUCCUGAGGGAGGCCUAUGGCCCCAAUUACAUGACACCAAAGCAGCGAAUGACACCCGGAGUUAUUACGAAAGACUUGGUGAAGGAAAUGUUCAAGAAGCUUGCACUCAGGGCCAAGGGCGGCACACCAUAG
This is a messenger RNA of Phytophthora sojae, 1101 nucleotides long. RefSeq lists its product as hypothetical. The coding region runs from base 1 to 1101 and encodes 366 amino acids. The record is from RefSeq and is a predicted model, not a curated record. Lineage: Eukaryota; Oomycota; Peronosporomycetes; Peronosporales; Peronosporaceae. The transcript has a single exon.